AAAAAAAAAAAAAAAAAAACUUGAAUUGCUAUCUAAACGAUAAAAAAAAAUAAAAAUAACAUCACUUUUCAUCUUUCACUGAUUUUUGAUAGUUUGCCAAAUAAUUUUCUUGUCAUCUGAUUCUUACUUUUCAUCCCCAGUUUUUGUUUUUUUAAGUGUAAGGUUGUGGUUACUGCAAGGCAUUACUUACAAUGGCCAUGCAACUAAGUAUUGGUUCUUCUUCUUCUUCGUUUGCGAGGGUGGUGACUCCAAAAGAGUUUGAUGUUUUUAUCAGCUUUCGUGGUGAGGAUACUCGUAGAAACUUCACAAGCCAUCUUUAUGAAGCUCUGAGCAAGAAAGUUAUAACAUUUAUAGAUGACAAUGAGCUUGAAAAAGGAGACGAGAUCUCGUCAGCACUGAUCAAAGCUAUUGAGAAGUCGUCUGCAUCUAUCGUCAUCUUCUCAAAAGACUAUGCUUCCUCAAAAUGGUGCUUGAAUGAACUCGUCAAGAUUCUAGAAUGCAAGAAAGAUAAUGGACAGAUUGUGAUACCUGUUUUCUAUGAAAUAGAUCCAUCACAUGUGAGGAAUCAGAAAGGAAGUUAUAUGUUAGCUUUUGAAAAACAUGAACAAGAUUUGAAGCAGAGCAAAGACAAAUUGCAAAAAUGGAAAGAUGCUCUCACCGAAGCUGCCAAUUUAGCUGGGUGGUACUCUCAAAAUUACAAGAAUGACUCCAUCUUCAUUAAAUACAUCAUCGAAGACGUUUUGAAAAAAUUGAAUCUGAGACACCCAUUUGAAGUUAAUGGGCACCUUUUUGGAAUUGAGGAAAAGUAUGAAGAGGUUAAAUCGUUACUGAAAAUUGGGUCAAAUGAUGUUAGAGGCCUAGGAUUAUGGGGCAUGGGCGGCAUAGGAAAGACCACUCUUGCGAAACAUUUAUAUUCCAAACUGUGUUCCCAAUUUGAUCAUCAUUGUUUACUCGAAAAUGUAAGCGAAGAAUCAACCAGAUGUGGACUCAAAGGUGUACGUAAUCAACUUUUUUCUAAAUUGUUGGAGCUUCGUCCCGAUGCACCUAAUCUAGAAACCACAAUUUCCAUGAGAAGACUUGUAUGUAAAAAAAGUUUAAUUGUAUUGGAUGAUGUGGCAACCUUAGAGCAAGCAGAAAAUCUUAACAUAGUUAAUAAUUGCUUAGGACCAGGUAGUAGAGUCAUUGUCACAACUAGAGAUAAGCAGGUAUGUAGCCAAUUUAAUAAAUGUGCAAUAUAUGAGGUCAAGAGAUUGAACAAAGAUGAAUCUCUCGAGGUAUUCUGUUUGGAGGCUUUCAGAGAAAAAUAUCCUAAAAUUGGGUAUGGAGAUCUAUCAAAAAGAGCAAUUGGCUAUUGCGGAGGCAAUCCCCUAGGUUUAAAAGUUUUAGGUACAAAUUUUCGUACCAAAAGCAAAGAAGUGUGGGAAAGUGAACUGGAAAAGCUCAAAAAGAUACCCAAUCGAAGGAUUCAUGAUGUGUUAAAAUUAAGUUUUGAUGGUUUAGAUUGUACUCAGCAGGAUAUAUUUUUAGACAUAGUAUGCUUCUUCUUUUUGGGAAAAUACAUAGACCGAGAUUUCUUAACAACUCUAUCGGAUGCUAGCAAUUUCUUUGCUGAAAGUGGGAUUGAAGUCCUUUCAAAUAAGGCUCUCAUAGUAUUUAGAAUUUGUAAUCUUAUAGAUAUGCAUGAUUUGUUAGUAGAAAUGGGACGAGAGAUUGUUAAGCAACAAUCUCCUAAAAACCCUGGAAGUAGAAGUCGAUUGUGGGAUCCCAUGGAAGUUUGUGAUACAUUGAAAUAUAAAAAGGGAACCGAAGUUGUUGAAGUCAUCAUAUUCGACAUUUCAGAAAUUAGAGAUCUAUACUUGACCUCUGAUUCCUUUAAAAGCAUGACCAACUUAAGAUGUCUUCAUAUAUUCAACAAAAUGCAGCUGCCAGAUGAAGGAAAACACUACAAUGUGCACUUCCUCCAAGGUCUUGAGUGGUUAUCUGAUAAACUGAGACACCUUUAUUGGGUUGGAUUUCCACUUGAGUCCUUGCCAUCGACCUUUUCUGCUGAAUGGCUUGUAAGACUUGAAAUGCGCGGUAGCAAGCUAAAAAAGCUUUGGGAUGGAAUUCAGAAGCUUGGCAAUUUGAAGAGCAUUGACCUUUGUUACUCUAAAGACCUUAUCGAGAUGCCAGAUUUAUCUAGGGCCCCAAAACUUAGUCUUGUAAGUCUUGAUUUUUGUGAGAGCUUGAGUAAGCUCCAUCCAUCCAUUCUCACUGCCCCCAAGCUUGAAGCUCUACUUUUAAGAGGAUGCAAAAAUAUUGAAAGCCUGAAAACCAACAUUUCUUCCAAAUCUCUCCGACGACUCGAUCUUACUGAUUGCUCAUCUCUUGUGGAAUUUUCAAUGAUGUCAGAGAAAAUGGAGGAGUUGUCCUUAAUACAAACCUUUAAACUUGAAUGUUGGUCAUUUAUGUUUUGUAAGAGCAGCGGUCAAAUUCGUCCAAGUUGUCUCAGUCUAAGUAGAUGUAAGAAGCUUAACAUUAUUGGGAGCAAGUUAUCAAAUGAUCUUAUGGACCUGGAACUUGUAGGAUGCCCACAAAUCAAUACAUCAAAUUUGUCGUUAAUCCUUGAUGAACUGCGGUGUUUAAGAGAACUAAAUUUGAGUUCGUGUUCUAACUUAGAAGCUCUCCCUGAAAACAUUCAAAACAAUUCAAAGUUGGCAGUCCUUAAUUUAGAUGAAUGCAGGAAACUUAAGUCCCUACCAAAGCUUCCUGCAUCCUUGACAGAGUUGAGAGCCAUUAACUGCACUGAUCUGGACAUUGAUUCCAUUCAACGACCAAUGCUUGAGAACAUAUUACACAAACUCCACACCAUCGACAAUGAAGGGGAUAGAAUUUUGGAUACUAAUUUUGGUUUCACUUUCCUUCCAGGAGACCAUGUUCCGGACAAGUUUGGUUUUCUUACAAGAGAGUCUUCAAUAGUUAUUCCUCUUGAUCCCAAAUGUAAGUUGUCCGCUUUGAUUUUUUGCAUCAUUCUUUCUGGGAGAUAUGGUGAUUAUUACGAAUCUGUUUGCUGUGAUUGUUUUCAAAACGGAAAAAUAAUCUUCAAUUGGGAUCAAGUGGUUAGUGCUGAGAUGUUAACUGAAGACCAUGUAUUAUUAAGCUCCUUCACAGAAAUAUGGUGUUUUGAAAGGCUGGACUGGACUAUGAAUGAAAGUGAAGGUGAUCAUUGCAGUAUUUCAUGUGAAUUCAUGUGUCGUGCUAACGAGGCAGAAGAAUGGUCAACCGAUGGGAUAAAGGGUUGUGGGGUCCUCCCUGUAUAUAGCUUGGAAUCUGAAAGUGUUGAAUUACAACCCAUUGUUCAAGUCUCUGAUGGGCUACAACACCGAGAAAUCGGAGCUGAAGUCGGAAAUGAUUGUGGAUUCUUCCUUGUAUGAUUUGGAAGUUAGGUUUGGGCUGAAGAAGAGGAGGACUUGAAUAAUAAAUCUUUGCAUGAACGUUCAAAAUCGGUACUUUGUUGAAGCAUGCUACUGCUAGAAGAGUCAAAAAUUCUAUUUAUCUUGUUUCUCAAGCAAAACUAUAAGACAGCAUCGUAGUUCUCAUCGAUGCAGUUGAUUAGUAACAUAAAGUUGUAUGUUUAUAAUAAAUUCAUCCUUUCAAUGUGAAAGUACAUCGAUAAUAUUGUUACAGACUUUACCAUUAUAGAAAUCUUCCUAAUUU
Molecule: messenger RNA, 3696 nt
Organism: Medicago truncatula (barrel medic)
Lineage: Eukaryota; Viridiplantae; Streptophyta; Magnoliopsida; Fabales; Fabaceae
Product: disease resistance protein RPV1
Exons: 5
Coding region: 192-3413 (1073 amino acids)
Biological process (GO): signal transduction; defense response
Molecular function (GO): ADP binding
Source: RefSeq, a predicted model, not a curated record